This is a messenger RNA of Polypterus senegalus (gray bichir), 6853 nucleotides long. RefSeq names its product gastrula zinc finger protein xFG20-1-like. The record is from RefSeq and is a predicted model, not a curated record. The transcript is spliced from 6 exons. Lineage: Eukaryota; Metazoa; Chordata; Cladistia; Polypteriformes; Polypteridae. The coding region runs from base 1044 to 4466 and encodes 1140 amino acids.
AGCAAUGCUUAGUAAUGGUGCGUGGAUUAUUGUACCCCAGGAAGGACCCAGAAAUGCAACAGGUGCGUUUGAAAAAUAAAUUGACAUACAAAGAAGAAAUGUUCAAUAACCAACCAUUAUAAACAAUAUGGUGAAGCUAGUAUUCUAACCAGUUCUUGCAGUUUCAAAAUGUGUUUUCUUAAAGCUACGUAUACUCCACUGUUCAUUGUUAGGUGUAAAUUACUGCAUUAGUUAACAUCAACUUCUUCCCUAUGAUGGAACUGAAUACGCAAGGCAUGAGUAGCCUCGCCAGGUCUCAAGGCGCCGCCAAUUAUAUCCUGCAGUUCGUCGUGAUAGGCGGGGCAUUGUUCUGUCAUACAUUCCACAUACGGGUGAUAAGGCGGGACAAAAAGGAAUGCGUGUCUCAACAGACAAGAAACUGAUAGAAUUCCAGAAAUGCGAUUGGACAAAGUGCCAGUGCGCCGCCAAUUACAUCCCGAGUUUCAUCUGGAUGGCUAAGAACCGAACAGUACAGCGGAAGUCUCCAUACUAAGCAGAAAAAAGAAUUUUCAAAUACUGCAUUUAUCAGUUUUGUUUAUUAAAAAGUGCUCCGGAAUCGCUUUUUUAUUUUUUAUUGGACGUUUCACUGCUCCCUACCAGACAUCCCGUACUCUGGUUACCACAAUUUAUUUCCGAAAUGUUGGCAGCGCGUAGUAGCUCUAUGACGGGCUCCGAAGUAGGACGAAUAUGUUUGUUGUCCGGCGGCCGGAAGUUUAAACCAAGCCACGUGCAAUACCCUUAAUCGACCGGCCGGGACUUCCGUCCAGUGGUCAUUGUGGCUUGUUUGGAAUCGGGUCUGUGUGGAGCUUCGAUGUGGAGAGGCGGCUUUGAACCUAGAGUGACGGACAGGCGAGGUUUACAGGGCCAAUAUUGUCACAUGACAAAGCAUGGUGAAAUUCUUACUCAAAUGCACUUAUCAAUAUGUAGCUCCUCUGCAUUCUCCAGCACGAUGAGACGGAGCCCCUGUUUGAAGAAAAGCAGAGCCUAGCGCUAAGGUGCUCGACAUGGAGGGGCAAUGUGCUCACAGAGAUGAGGAGUCUGAAUCAAAGGGCAGCCCCAUCCCUGCGAUGAAUGGCUGGGAACUGAUGUCUGUGCAAGUUAAGGAAGAAGACUGUGAGCAGGAGCUGGAUCGCUACAGCGAACAGGAAUGUGACUCGUGGUCUGUCUUUGUUAAACAAGAGAGUGAUGAGGCAGAGUGUGGUAGCAUUAAACAAGAGUUUUUGGAGCAGGACCCUGUAAGCUUUAAACAAGAGGACUUUCAGGUGGAGUGUGUCAAUAUUAAACAAGAAGAUGUUGAGCAGAGUUCUGCUAGCACCGAAACGUCAGAUUAUGAAACUGAAGAGGGCCUUAAUGUGAGUUCUAUCUCGGGUGAUCUGUGUCCAGAUGAAAGUGAGACAGACAGUAUUAGAACUUCUCAAUGGAAAAAACAAUUGCCUGGUUUGCAUUCAAAUCACGUAAAACCACAGCACCCAGAAACAUUACAGUUUGAGUGGACUGAGCAGGAUUCGUCCAGCACAGACGUGGUGGAUGGUCCACUGGCAUCUCCUUCUCAUCGGAGUGGUUUGGGUCUACAAUAUGAAACAUCGCUUUUUACAUCAUAUAACUCUGAGCAGGAAGAGAAUAAAAUUAAUCUUCAGAACAAAAGUGUCAGGGGUUCAAGGUCCAAGAGUCUAAAAUCAGCCUCUCUGCAGUGCAGUAAACGGCGGGUUCAAAAGCUGAUAGGGUUCGAUGGUACUAAAAUUUCCCAGGAGAUUGAGACUACCGAAGUUCUGUAUUUUUGUGAAGUGUGUGGCAAGGGGUUUGAUCAGAGAUCUUAUUGUGAUGAGCAUCAGGCAACUCAUUCUGAAAAUAAACCUUUUUCCUUCACUGAGUGGAUCAGGACGUUCUUAGAGAAGGGGCUACAGAUACCAAAGGUAACUCCCACUGGCGAGAAACUGUACUAUUGUACAAUCUGUGAGAAGAGGUUUUCUGAGCGAGGUGGACUGCGAAGACACAAGAGAAUUCACACUGGAGAGAAACCAUAUUGUUGUACAGAAUGUGACAAAAGAUUCACAGAGAAAGGGGGACUGCAGCGGCACCAGAGGAUUCAUACUGGGGAGAAGCCAUAUUGUUGCAAUGAAUGUGGAAGGAGAUUUACUCAGACUGGCCCAUUACAGAAACACAACAGAAUGCAUACAGGGGAGAAGCCAUAUUGUUGUACUGAAUGUGGUAAAUGUUUCACAGACAAAGGCCACCUUAAGAGGCAUAAACGAAUCCAUACUGGUGAGAAACCAUUUGGGUGUACUGAGUGUGGGAAGAGGUUCACAGAAAAAGGUCAUCUUGAUACACACAGGAGAAUUCACACUGGAGAGAAGCCAUUUUGUUGCACAGUAUGUGAGAAAAGAUUCACACAAAAUGGUGGACUUCAGAAGCACAUGAGAAUCCACACUGGAGAGAAGCCAUAUUGUUGUACUGAAUGUGGCAAACAAUUCACAGUGAAAGGUCAUCUGCAGAGACAUGUGAGAGUUCAUAUUGGAGAUAGGAUGUGCUAUUCUGAAGAUAUAGGUGUAAGUACAAAGUCACACCGUGAUGACCAGGAAUCUAAAGAAAGCUGCUGCCCUCCUCACCGAGAAGGGUCCCACACUGAUAUGGCCAAAAUGGAAGAGAAGCCUUACUGCUCUGCCCAACGGCUUUCAAAGCUCAAGUGUGAAAAGGGCACUGCAGAAGAGUCUUGUAGCUACAAUAACAAGGGGAUCCCAAAGCUCAAACAUGAAAAAGGACUCUUGGAAGAGACGUGUAGCUACAAAAAAAAGGGGCUCUCAAAGUUUAAAACUGAAAAACCAUUCUUGGGGGAGACUUGUAGCCGCAAAGCUAAGAGUCCUACCCCAGAAAAAUCGGUUCCAGAUGAGGAUUGCACAGAGCAAAGGGUUGUUCAGAUCAAAGAAGAAAACUGCGAACAGAAACUCAUGGAAAGUGAAGGGGAAGAAGAGCCAGCAUUCUCAACUGUAAUAGUUGAUGAUGACUGGAAUCAUGAGGGUGUCACUGUCAAAGAAGAAGAAGUAGAACAAGUCUGUGAGCAGAGUCCGGCUAGUGUUAAACAGGAUGACUGUGAGGUGGAUUCCCUGCACAUUAAAAUUUGGGACCCAGAGGAGAAUAGUUUGGAUGAGUGGGUCCUUAAUGAGGAUUCUGCCUGUGAAGAUACAGCUGCAGAUGAAACAGAGUCUAGACAUUUAGAUUCCAUUCAGUGGAGGCGCUAUAUUUCUCAGUUUAAUUCUUCACGUGUAAAGAACUUUGCACCAAAACUGCUGCAUUCAGAGCAAAAAAGGAUCGAGGAGAACUCGUAUGCUGAAGUUUGGGAAGAAGAAGAAGAAGAACCUUCAUCUUCUCUCAAUUGUCCUGGAACAAAUGCACAAGACAAUGACGAAUCCUGUUUUUCUUCAUUUUCUAUGACAUCUCCUCAAUUUAAAAUCCGACAAUAUGGCAACAAACUUGAAGAUGGAAAUUUUAGAAGAUCAGCUUCUUUACAAAAUAAUUCUGUAGCUUCAGGGAAGCUUUUAGGUAUAGAUGCAACUAAACAACAGUGCAUCCAAAAUUCAGUAGCUCUGCAACUCUUCCAGAUGUGUGGUAAAAAGUUUAAUCAAAGAUCUCAAGGUGGUAAUCAGAAAAAACAGCUUGGGGAGAAACCCUAUGUUUGCUCUGAAUGUGGCAAGAUUUUUACACACAAAAGCCAUUUUCAAACACACAAGAGAAUUCACACUGGAGAGAAGCCAUAUUGGUGUACCGAAUGUGGAGAACGAUUCACUCAGAAAAGCCAUCUUCAGAGACAUACAAGAAUCCAUACUGGUGAAAGACCUUACGGAUGCACAGAAUGUGGCAAAUGUUUUAUGAGAAAAAGUGACCUUCAGAUGCAUGAAAGAAUUCACACAGGAGAAAAACCAUAUUGUUGUUCAGCAUGUGACAAAAGAUUCACUCGAAAAAGCCAUCUUCAAAUUCACGAACGUGUGCACACCGGUGAAAAGCCAUUUUGUUGUCUGGUAUGUGGCAGGAGAUUUACUGAGAAAAGUAGUCUUCAAAAGCAUCACCGAAUUCAUACGGGAGAGAAACCCUAUGUUUGUACUGAUUGUGGCAAGAGAUUCACAAUGAGAUGUACUCUUCGCUCACACCGGAGAAUUCAUACAGGGGAGAAACCAUAUUGCUGCAAAGAAUGUGGCAGAAGAUUUACAGAAAGAAGUAGUCUUCUGAAACAUGAGAAAAUUCACGCCAGGGAAAAGCCACAGCGCUGUACUGAAUGUGGUGAAAGCUUCACAACUGAAAAUAGUCUUGAGAAGCACAAAAAAAUGCACAGUGUGGAAAUGGCCUUUCUGAUUGAUAGUGCCCAGCCUGAUAAAGAAGAAGAUUGUGAAGUACCAAAAGAUGAAAUUAAUUUGGGAGCUGUUUCUCAACCCUGAUUCUAACAUGUCCUCAUGUGAGCUCACUGAAUGGCACACACAAGUCUGCCUAGAUUAUAGUGCUAUUUGUGCAGAUAAUCCUGAUGCACAAAUGAAAGGAAGAGACGCAUUUUGGUAGGUAAACUAUGCUAAAUGUGUGCCGAACUGUAAGAGGCAGCUGUGUAUAAGCGUAGAUAUUUAGGUGGUUACUUGAAAAGAUAAACAAGAAAAUGAAAUUCCAGGUUUUUAUAAAUAUUUUUUUUUUAAUAAUUUUCAUCACUGCACUUUUAUCUCUGCCAUCUCUGCUCUAAUUACAUGCAGAUUCUGUGAGCAUUUUUUUUCUCUGCUUGUGUGUUUUAGCUGACUAUGAUGUUCCCUCAAUAGGUUAUGCUUUGAUAUUGGCGAUUUUAAAAUGUCCAGAUGCAGUUUCCAAUCAGGUAGAGAAGAAGUGUCCCACAAUUCAUUUCACUUUCAUUUACUUAACUAUGCUCUGUCUCCAUUAACUAAGAGAAUCGCACUAGCUCUUGACAUGAAAUAUAAGGAGCAUGUUUUUAAAAGAUCUGUCUUGUAGGAGAUCUGGACCAUGAGCAGAUAUCCAUUUGGCCAUGGCUGUCGUUGGUCAUCUGCUUGCAUCAGAUGCUAAAUCAGAAAAGGUGCCAUUGUAAAAUGCUGAGGUUCCCUGCUGUGCUAUUUAUCAAGUAUGCCACUUGCUAUGUGUUCUGCUUACUGCGGCUAUCGAACAAAUCGCAGCCAGUAACUGGAGAUUUCACACAAAUUCACUGUCCCUUAGCUUAGGUGGUGGUGUUCAUACAGCUUUAUUUCCAUUUCAUUAAUGCAUCCUGCACUGCAGCUUGCAUGUCCGUUACUUACUCAAAUAAGUUCUCACCAUAUUUGGAAUUUAAUCCCCUUCAACAAAAUGUUGUUUAUUUCUUACACAGGAUUUUUAUUUAUAUUAAACUGUUAAGAGACAACCAAGUAAAAUGGCUAUUCUCUAGUAAUCAUUCGGCCUUACUGUUUAUAGCAUUAUUAGCUUUUGUUAUUAAGGCAUAGAAGUAGCUAAUAAAAAGAUUAAAACCAUAGUCAUGUUAUUAACAAAAAAUAAUAUUUCUGACCUCCUUUGAGCUCUGCAAUGAAGUUAUUAUUGCCAGAAUGUUCCAGGUAUUAACUGGGAAAAUGUAGGAAAGAUGUCGCUGCUUGACCUGAGACUGAAGGUUCACCGCUGCAUUCGCACAAGACACUGCUGAGCCGUCGCCGAAGUGUAAGGAAACAUUUGUGAUAAACUGGAUGGGGACUUCCCUUACACACUGGAAAUCUUCUUGUUACAUUUAUUUUGUGGAGUUGUAUACAGGUGACAGUGGACGUGGUUAAACCUGUAAAUAUGUUUGAAUUUUUAUUUUAAUGUCAUAUUUUGCAGUGAGUGAUUUCCAAUAGUUUCUUUUUUUUUUGUUUCCUCCCCAUGUUAAAACACUUAUUCAUACUCUGCCUGAUAUCUGACAUAGAGUUGAAUUUUAAAAAUAAUGGAUUCCCUGGCAUCUUACUCCAAUGCACACACUUGGACAAUGGGAUGACUGGCUGCUAAACCCACCAUUGAGUCAGCUUGCAUCCACCCGGCAUCCACCCAGCAUCCCGAGUGCCUUCUGGCCUUAACUUUGUCUUCAAGGAAAUCCCAGCACUUUGAAAUCUUCAGUUUCCGCAGAGUUUGUUAGCAAACGUGCUCUUACUCCGUGCUGCAUCUGGACUUUUCUGGAGAGUUCUAUGUGUUGAUUAAUGUAUUUUUUGCAUUGAUGGAUAUCUUGUAAUAUUUUUUCCCCUCUAAGAUGUUGGAUAGUUGUUUGCCUAUUUCAUUUUGGCUAUUUAUAUUUGUAAUAUAAAGCAGCUGCGUUCUGGGGUAAAAUACAGGUAGAGAUCUGUAACCCGACAUUCUCAAACCCACUUAAUCCAGCCUGGGAUAGCAGUAGGGCCAAAGCAGAAUAAGCCGUUAGCCGAAUAUUCACAGAUAUAGAGUGUGGGAGGAAAACCAGAAAAUCUCAAAGAGGUCCAUCAUAUUUAAAAGCAAGAAUAAAAUCACAAUUUAAGAAAAUUGCAUAUUAAAAACCAACUUGAGCAAUGUUUAUUUAACAAUUCUAAUAGCAUUUUGUAGAUUAUGUAUGGGACAAAUUUUCUUAAAUUAGAAUAAAAUCAUUCAAUUUUAAUGGAAUUCCAGAGUAUGUUGUUACUGGGAACAUGUGUUUUAUGUUGGCUGUUCAGACCCUUUGUUUGGGGUCAUACAAUGAAAUUGCUGGUCCACUAUUACAUCUUUAGUGCUUUCUUCUUUUUUUAUUCUUAUGCUACCUUUAAAUCCUUACUGUGUCAAAAUGAAAAAACAAAUAUCUGAAAUCUGUCAGAAAAAUAAAAUUUGUAGUAUACUG